Molecule: messenger RNA, 1947 nt
Organism: Neohortaea acidophila
Lineage: Eukaryota; Fungi; Ascomycota; Dothideomycetes; Mycosphaerellales; Teratosphaeriaceae
Exons: 4
Coding region: 1-1947 (648 amino acids)
Source: RefSeq, a predicted model, not a curated record
AUGCCUGCUUCUCGCAAGACAACGGCAUCGAGAGGGAUCGCCUCGGGAAAAUUGGUCUGGGAUACAGAACUGAGAUUGGCCCUCCUGCUGCUGAAGGAGGACUUUCGCUACUCCAAUCCCAAGGCAGCACGGGUUUUUGGUCUGCUCUUCAAAGAUCACCUCCGUUCGUGCGGUGUGGCAGACCCUACUCCAGCUUCAAUCGCAAGCCAAUACUAUGAGAAGACCGUUGACUCGGCUCGGAAAAGAUGGGGGCCAGCGCUCCGUGCGUCUCCUGAACAGCGCCAGGCGAUGAAAGCACGGAUUGAUGCUGUGAUCGACGACUCCGUGGUUCUUGGUGCUACGCAAGACCACAUCCGGUCAUUUUUAUACCAGCCUAAUGCAUCUGGCGUCAGUCGGGUGACCAAGAGGAAGGAUCCUGCCAUAAUCCGGAGCCCGAAAACGCCAAACCCCGUCGUUGCUGUGCAGGAGAACGAGAGUGAGGAGUUCAUGCAAGAUCUGGCAUCAACCGCUCCAUCAACUUCGCCCAAGACGCCACGCUACAUGAACGCUCCCAACUCAAGCGAGGAGUUCAUGCGGGAUGUGGCAUCAAAUACUUUACCCAUCUCGCCCAGAACGCCACGCCGCAAGAAAACUCCAGAUCCAAACGCGACAGUUCCUUUCAGGACGUCUAGCGGCCGAAUCAUCAUGAUAACGCCAGAAAAGAACCGCAUUGCAAAGCUGCCGCUGGUCCCAAUCGCAGAUACUAUUGCCCACCCGAACGUGCCGCUCUUGUUCCGAAACUGGUGUCCAGGUGAAACCCAAAGCCCACUGACCGAGGACGGAUUUGUAGCGAAAAGGUUCGCCUACACGAAUAUCCCACCCCCGCCACCCCCGGUGCUUCGAAGUCGGCAUUUCCCGUGGGACUCCUUCGCCUCGCACCUCAAUGGGAGUCCGGUGACCAGCCCGUUCGUCUCGACAUCCUUCAACUUGCCGUGGAUUAUUCGGCAAGGCUGGGAGCUUGCUAAAAACGGGAGACAUGCGAACAUCUCCGUGAUCGAUCCUAGCUUGCUGUCCCGAGAGGCGAUGUUUCAUGUUCAGCCGUUUCAGGCAGCGCUAGCCCGGAAAUACUGUUUCGACGAUGGAGCAUGGAUGUACAAAGGACAGUACGAGAUGCUCGUCUGGGCCGGGAUUCCAAAAGAAGCCAUCACCUUCACCUUCCCAUUCCAAAAACUGGUCAAUCUUGCAAGUGCAGAUGCCGCCGUAGGCCAGAUCUUACGCCUCCAGCAACUCUCGUCGCCCUUCAGCUUCUCGACCAAAAUUCUGCCCGUCUUCAAGGCCCAAAGCCUGCCUUUGUCGUCGCCGAACGUCGUCGCCCUUGCUACGCUGUGUCGAACGCUGCGCAUCUCCGUCACCCGGCCCAAUGCAAUCAGCUGUCUGGUUAGCGAUGUCGUCCAAGGCUUCGCACUGAAACUCGAAUACCACACAAAAGCAGAAUGGGCGCGCCUAGCAACCACAUUCGCCAACGCAUUUUGCUCAAAGAACACGUUGCACUCCGAUUACGAAAAUACUCGCUGGGCAUUCCUAGACGGCUGUCGCUGGGCAACAGGGGAGCCUAAUGCUCGGCAGAAACCCAUGCAUUUGUCAAAGAUGUUGUCGCGCUCUGCGAAGAUUGGCCUUGCGUCUCCUGGGGAGAUAUUGAUGCAUGACAUUGACUUGGCGAGGAGGAGCGUGCAGGCUUUGGAGAGGGAGCAAUGGGAAAUGUCGCGAGGGGUUGUUGAGAGGGGCUUUCUGAUCGAGGAUGCACGAAGAGUUGAAGAACAGGUUGAUGAGAUGGAGGUCGAUGAAAUGGAAGUCGAUAUUGGCGACGUUGGCGUUGGUGGUGAGCAUGCUGGAAUUGUAUAUGAGCGGGACGACGAGGAGGAUGGUGACGGUGAUUACGACGAUAAUGGGAGCGUGUUUGAGCUUUGA